This is a messenger RNA of Pteronotus mesoamericanus, 1378 nucleotides long. RefSeq names its product DnaJ heat shock protein family (Hsp40) member C24 (gene DNAJC24). The transcript has 5 exons. Bases 122 to 565 code for a protein of 147 amino acids. Gene Ontology annotation, molecular function: ATPase activator activity; ferrous iron binding. NCBI's taxonomy places the organism in Eukaryota, Metazoa, Chordata, Mammalia, Chiroptera, Mormoopidae. The record is from RefSeq and is a predicted model, not a curated record. Gene Ontology annotation, biological process: positive regulation of ATP-dependent activity.
AGCAAUACUUCCGGCGGAAGAAGAAGCAGGUUCCGAGUGUUGGCCCAUUGCUUGUAAGCAGUCCGUCCCAAAGCAUCUAUGAAGUUUGCUGAUCUGAGAAGGCCUACUUCUUGUUCAAUGGAUGAUGGCAUUUGAGCGGAUACCAAAAAAGGAUUGGUACAGCGUUCUGGGGGCAAACCCAUCUGCAAGUGUGUCAGACCUAAAACAAAAGUAUCAGAAACUCAUAUUAGUGUAUCAUCCAGAUAAACAAAGUGCAGAUGUGCCAGCAGGAACAGUGGAGGAAUGUAUGCAGAAGUUCAUCGAAAUUGAUCAGGCAUGGAAAAUUCUAGGGAAUGAAGAGACAAAGAAAGAAUAUGACCUGCAGCGGCGUGAAGAUGAUCUAAGAAAUAUGGGACCAGUAGAUGCUCAAGUGUAUCUUGAAGAAAUGUCUUGGAACAAAGAUGAUCACUCUUUUUCUCUGAGUUGCCGUUGUGGUGGAAGAUACAGUGUUUCCAAGGAUGAAGUAGAAGAAGUUACCCUGAUUUCUUGUGAUACUUGUUCAUUAAUUAUAGAACUGCUGCACUAAGUGGAAUCCUUUAACGUAUAUUCAGGAGUGCUGAAGACAGUCCAUUCCAACUUUGUUAACUGUAUGAAGGUGGCCAAGAAAAAGAUCCUUAUUUUGGUCAUCUCGAUUAUUUGCAAAGAUAAUACACAAAGUCUACCCCAGAUCAGUAGAAAAUCAGUAGAAAAGGGUUUUGAAUUAUAAAUUAUAUUUAGCAAAUUCCUACUUGAGAACUUACUGGUUUCUUUAAAUAAGCGUGUCUCCUCUUUUAAUGGGUCACAAUAUCAUCAUAUUCCUUUAUAGUUACUACGUUUCGAGGUAACACGACAUUUCCAGCUGUCAGUUCUAUGCCUAUUGUACAACUGUCUUAAAAAUCUCAGGUCAUUAGAAUUAAAUGAGAAUCUUUGAGAAUAACAUGUGAGCCUAUUUCUCCCAUAAUGAAGCCUGAAUAUGAACAUUCAUGAGGUUAUUUGAAAGUGAAUAAAGAAGGCAGAGUGGCAACUGGAAAGAGGAGGGCAGCCUUGGAGCCAGAAGACCUGACUGCAGCUCUGGCACUGCAGUCCCACGUCCUCCCUGCAGCUACAUUAAAGGGGGUGAGCUGCCUGUCACUGCCGUCUUCAGCUUCGAACACAGUUUCGGGAAUGGUAGCUUUAGGUUUGAAACAGGCGCAUUACUUUCCUUACUUCAGUGUACUAAGAUACAGUAUUAGUGCUUAGGUUUGGGAAUGCGGGACACUGCUUUGCUAGUGUGAUGAAAUAGAUUUUUAUAAUGUAUCAUUGAUGACAGGAAACUAAAGAUUUUAUUUUUCUAUACAUUUAAUAUUCUAUGUAUAAGUGA